AUGAUUAUUCUUUUUCUCAUUUCCUUGAGUUGUGGAACGACAAUCUUGCCGUUAUUUGAUUUGGGAGGUUUAGACAAUCCGCAAAUUCCUAUUUUAUUAGUAGUUUGUAAAGAUCUAACCGCACAAUGUAAUCAACUCCAAAGAAUAGUCAACAAAACGCAAGAAGCAUUAAAACUAGAAUUUCCCGAAAUAGAUAGUUUUGUGACGACAUCACACGAAUUAUUCAAAUUAGAAAACGACCCAGCUAUGGUUUUAUUACGACCGAAAGAACCUUUAAUUGAAUAUAAGGAAGCGUGGCAAACGAGUGUUAUGACGGAAUGGGUUUUUCAUUAUAUCAGCCCCGCGACUAAAAAAGUGAAAAGUAUAAUUGAAUUGGAUGAAUUAUUAAAUACAAAUGAAGGAAUUUUUGUGGUGUUUUAUUCCACCAAAAACGAGAUCGAAGAAAUGAGUGAAUUUGAACAAAUAGCUGAGGUUUCGGGGAAUUCAGAAACAUUUUUCGUUUCGGCGGUUGGAGAAGAAUUUUCGUUUUCGAUAGAUAACGGACGAAAUUAUACUGUGAAAAUUACACAGAAGAUGAAUAACUUUACUCAUACAUUUGAGAUGAAAAGUGAGGGAAUGAAGGAAUUUAUUUUUAAUAAUAUCUUUCCAAUCUUCACAAAUUUUGACCAAGAGUAUAUUAGUGAUAUUAAUAAUAGAUAUCUCUUAUGGAUGUUCUAUAACAAAACGAGUGAUGUCAAUCUCGAAAAAGAAAUAUAUGAGAUUGCGAUAGAAAAGAGAAACGUUUUGGUCGCGACUAAAUUCGACGUUUUUAACUUCCCCGAACAGAUGGAAAAAUUUGGACUGAAGGAGGCACCAGCAAUCGCACUUUUACACAAAAAUCAAAGAACGGCAUACCCAUAUAAUGGGACUUUGGAAAAAAGUGGAAUCACAAAUUUCAUUGAAAAUGUUUUAGAAGGAAAAGUGCCUGCUUAUUUAAAAAGUCGAAACCAAAACGAAAUUGUUGAGAGUAAUGAAAUCAGUUCGAAUGAAUUAGAGAAAAUAAAAAACGAAGAGAAGUGUAUGAUUGUAGUGGCUGCCACGUUGCGGGCAUACAAAAAGCGAGUUGUGGAGCCGUUAAUAAAACGAUUACAAAACGUAAAGAUCUAUUUCUUAGAUUUGAACACCGAUGAAUUACCCGAAAGUUAUGAAAUCGACGAAGUCCCUUUUGCUCUAAUUUUUUCUACAAAAGAUAAUAAAAAACAAAACGUCAUAAUCAACGAAGGAAAAUUAAUCACACAAGACGCGUUAUCUUCCAAAAUGAGUGAGUUGUGUGACGGAAUAACAGACAGUGGACAUGUUGAAGUAGUUGGUGAAGAUACAAUCACCGAAGAUUAUAAAGGAGAGUUUGACGAAAUGAUGAAGAAUUUAGGGCUUGCAAACGCAGAUUUGGAAGAUUUUGAUUUGGAAGAAAAUAGUGAAGAGAGUGAAGAAGCAAAUAAAAUCAUAGAAGACUUAAUUAAGAAAAUGCAAGAGGACAAUAAUACACAGAACAUCAACAUCGAUGAAGACUGGAAUGUGAAUGGAAUUGAUGAAUCGAAGAAAGGGAGUGACUUUAUAAAUGAAGACAGUCAAAAUGAGAAGAAAGAUGAUGACAUACAGAAAGAGAAGGAUGAACUUUAA
This is a messenger RNA of Entamoeba invadens IP1, 1659 nucleotides long. RefSeq lists its product as hypothetical. Gene Ontology annotation, biological process: protein folding; response to endoplasmic reticulum stress. The record is from RefSeq and is a predicted model, not a curated record. Gene Ontology annotation, molecular function: protein disulfide isomerase activity. The coding region runs from base 1 to 1659 and encodes 552 amino acids. NCBI's taxonomy places the organism in Eukaryota, Evosea, Mastigamoebida, Endamoebidae. Gene Ontology annotation, cellular component: endoplasmic reticulum. The transcript has a single exon.